CCGUGCGGGGAUUUAUGGUGUAGGGGUGGUCAGGGCUUCCCGGGAGCCGGCCUUUGUGCGUAGCGUGAGGCAGACGGGACGGCGGGACAGGCGUCUCGGGGCGGUGAGGUCAGGCGCGUGGCUAAAGGACCUCCUCAUCUUUACAGGGCCUGGAAGUUAAAACCCCGCCUUCGACCCGCGGAGUUUGUCUCCAUACUUCUGUCUCUUCCUGACCUUCUGGGAUCUCUGCCUUUCCAGGAGGCCAUGGAUACAUCGACACCUUUGCCUCCCUCAUCCUCCUCUCCGAUCUGCAACCCAGCCCGAAGGACGAUCCAGAUCGAGUUCCCUCAGCAUAGCUCAUCGCUGCUGGAAUCUCUGAACCGUCACAGGCUAGAGGGAAAGUUCUGUGAUGUAUCUCUUCUGGUGCAGGGCCGAGAACUCAGAGCACACAAAGCAGUGUUGGCUGCUGCUUCUCCUUACUUCCACGACAAACUGCUUCUGGGGGAUGCACCACGACUCACCCUGCCAAGUGUCAUUGAAGCUGAUGCUUUUGAGGGGCUGCUUCAACUCAUUUAUUCUGGGCAUCUCCGCUUGCCACUGGAUGCUCUCCCUGCCCAUCUCCUUGUAGCCAGUGGCCUUCAGAUGUGGCAAGUAGUAGAUCAGUGCUCAGAGAUUCUUAGACAACUAGAAACUUCAGGUGGUGGAAUUUCAGCCCGUGGAGGAACCUCCUACCAUUCAGUUCUUUCCACAUCUUCUCCAGGAGGUUGGUGUAUUCGCUCUUCCUCUUUCCAGGCUCCAGUGCAGUCCUCUGCUUCUACUGAGAGUCCUGCUUCUACUGAGAGUCCCAUUGGAGGAGAGGAGAGUGAACUGGGAGAAGUGUUACAAAUUCAGGUGGAGGAAGAAGAGGAGGAGGAGGAAGAUGAAGAUGAAGAAGAGGAGGACCAGGGGUCAGCAGCCUCACUCUCUCAGGCUCCUCAACCUCAGAGGGUAUCAGGGGCUUUUGCCCAUACUCGAGGAUCUCACCCACUCAUACCUGCUCCUCCUCGCAGGCUUCCAGAGAGUGAGAGUGCUACAGUUGAGCCUCCUGCCCCUCCUACUGCACUGUCUCCCAAAAUCUUCUACAUUAAGCAGGAACCCUUUGAACCCAAGGAGGAGAUACCAGGAGUUGGAACUCAAUCUGGAGGAGCAAAGGAGGAGACCAAAGCAUUUACUGGAGGGGAUGCUGAAGGAAAUGGGGAGCUAAGGUUCUUAUUGCCCUCGGGAGCAGGGACAACAUCUGGGGGAGGAGGUCCAUCCUGGAAACCCGUGGAUCUUCAUGGGAAUGAAAUUCUGUCAGGGGGAGGAGGACCUGGAGGAGCAGGGCAGGCUGUACAUGGCCCUGUGAAGCUAGGGGGGGCACCCCCUGCAGAUGGAAAACGCUUUGGUUGUUUGUGUGGGAAGCGGUUUGCAGUAAAGCCAAAACGUGACCGACAUAUCAUGUUGACCUUUAGCCUUAGGCCUUUUGGCUGUGGCAUCUGCAACAAGCGUUUCAAGUUGAAGCAUCAUCUGACAGAGCACAUGAAGACCCAUGCUGGAGCCCUUCAUGCCUGUCCCCAUUGUGGUCGUCGGUUCCGGGUCCAUGCCUGUUUUCUUCGCCACCGGGACCUGUGCAAGGGUCAAGGCUGGGCCACUGCCCACUGGACUUACAAGUGACUGCUAAAGCCAUAUACCAACUUCUAGGACAGUAUAGCCACUGCUGCUGAUGGAUUCUUACCCUCUUGUUUUUGGGUAUGGGUCUCAGCCUGACAGAUUGGGAAGCUCAAGAUUUCUCAUCCCAGGUCUUUGUUAACCACCCUAUAGAAAAGUGG
Castor canadensis (American beaver) is the source of this 1826-nucleotide messenger RNA. RefSeq names its product zinc finger and BTB domain containing 9 (gene Zbtb9). Gene Ontology annotation, molecular function: RNA polymerase II cis-regulatory region sequence-specific DNA binding; DNA-binding transcription factor activity, RNA polymerase II-specific; protein binding. The record is from RefSeq and is a predicted model, not a curated record. Gene Ontology annotation, biological process: regulation of transcription by RNA polymerase II. NCBI's taxonomy places the organism in Eukaryota, Metazoa, Chordata, Mammalia, Rodentia, Castoridae.